This is a messenger RNA of Mizuhopecten yessoensis (Yesso scallop), 1675 nucleotides long. RefSeq names its product PAXIP1-associated glutamate-rich protein 1-like. The record is from RefSeq and is a predicted model, not a curated record. The coding region runs from base 200 to 1219 and encodes 339 amino acids. The transcript has 4 exons. NCBI's taxonomy places the organism in Eukaryota, Metazoa, Mollusca, Bivalvia, Pectinida, Pectinidae.
CGACCACGUCAAUGUGCGGGAAACAUUAACCACCAAGAAAUAGGCAUAGCGUUGUCGGAGUUAAUCAGCUACAUAUAUUUCUUACAAAAUAAUAUGAUGUCGCAUUUUAAGUAAAGGAAUAUAAAAGAUUUGAGACCGAGGCACAGUAUGUAAAGCAUAUCUACAUAAUCUAGACAUCCGCUGAAGAUCUAGACUAAUCAUGGGACUGAUUGGUGGAGGAUCUGAGACGGAAAAAAAGACUUGGUGUGUUGAAGGUAGUGAUGAUGAGAAAUAUGACCCUUCAGAGUCCGGAAAGGGUAUAUGGGAACCUAAACCUGAAGAUAUUCUUAAAUUGUUUGAGAAAAUUGAAAAGGAAAAAGUUCUUGAAUUGAGUUGGAAAUGUCCUGGUCGACGCCCACCGAAGGGGGCAGAGGAGGAGGACAUGGACGCCACCCAGGAUCCUAGUGUGGAGGUGGAACCGGAGGAGGCAGAAGAGGAGCCAAAGCCACAACAACCAACCGAGUUCGAUUUUGACGAAGAUGAAUUUGACACUGCUACAAAAGUGACUCCGAGGAGAACGCCAGGUGUCAAAACGCCAAAGUCUCAAAAAAAGGUUGCCCGUAUGGACAAGGUCUUACAAGACAUGAUGAUGCAGCGCAUACAAAACGCUGCCGAGAAGCAGGCCAGACGUCAGGGACGGAGCCCUGGUAGCACCCCAGCUGGUCGGGUCAGGAUGGGAAUGUCUCCAGGGUCAGGAGGUCACAGAUCACCAGGGUCAUCUCCAGCCUCUUCACCAGCCCCUGUCAGACCUGGUUCCUCUCCAGGAAUGGGCAUGAGACUCUCUAGACCUGCCAUGAGCAUGCCCACACGGCCCACUAUGGAAGCUGGUAUGACUACACCAGUUCGGUCAAUGCCCUCUACAGAUAUCGGCCAGACGCCGCCACCACCAUGGUCUGCGUCCAACACAAACAUAAAUGGGACCCCACCUACCCAGGCAAGGCCCAGCAAGGAUUUGGGAAAUCCCCCUGUUGGAAUUCCUCAAGGGGGUACUCCCCAAACUUCCCAUGGUUCAGCCUCGACUUCCUCUGUGAUGUCCACUUUACCCUCCAAUAACAUAGCGGUCAAUUCAGCGUUGACCGCCACUCCUACUGGCCAGAGGGUCGGGACAGACACUGUGAUGAAUAGUGCUAGAGAAUUUCCCCCACUUCCUCCCCCUCCUCCUGAGGGAGGAGGCGUGUGAUGGGUGUAUUUGUAAAUGUUUUAGUUUUAUCUCCGAGAAGUGCGAGACAAGUAGAUCUGUACUAAAAAAGUUAUUGCGAAAAACAAAUCAAUAAACUGUACAGAUUUGAACUCCAUUGACUGGAAGACAGGGAUUUAUCUGUGUGUGAUUCAGUUCUAUACACGAAAACGUAGAGGCUUUAUCCAAAGCAGAAAGAAGUGUGUAAUAAUCAUUUACCAUAGAGAAAACAGCACAUUCUACUACUCUUAUAUACUGAUUUUAGAAACAAUAUGAACAAAGAACUAUUUUACUUAUGUUUUAUUUAUAAUCUUCUGAAGAAUUUAAAGUUAAAAGCAAAAGUUGGUUUCUUUUGUUUGUAAAAACCCUGGCUAGUCAUGUAUUAAAUAGUAUUCCGUCUUUGCGUAUUGCAGUUAUCUUCUCUUGUGAGCAGGUGUUGAUUGUUACAUCAUUGGUUUG